UUCCGGAAGUAGCCGGCACUUGUGACAGGUGCAUGUGUGAGCUACCGAGAUAGCGGUUCUUGUGCCUUCGGGGAUAUGGAGAGCACAGGGCAGGAAGGGGGUACCCGAGGAGAGGGAAAUUGUGGGAGCUGUACGAAUACGUCGAGUGGAGAGGCGGGAAGCCCUCUGAAGAACAGAACUGGAGUCGCGAAAGCUCGUUGGAAGCUCCUGGGACAGGCUCUGAGGAAAAAAAGCUUGGAUGAUGACCAUUUGAAGAAAGUUUCUGUCAGAAGAUUUCAUUCGUUCUGUCUUUUCUCAAAGACUGCUGUGGAUGAGGAGAUCACAGAAGAUGGUUGUCAUACUUGGUAUCAGUACGCGUGUGCUUCUUAUCCCGAGUACAGUGUUUAUUUGAGGCACAAUUCUGGAGUUUUAAAUGUUGCUGAAAUCCUGACAAGUUUUGACAACACUGGGAAUGUGUGCGUCUGGCCUUCUGAAGAAGUACUGGCUUAUUACUGUCUGAAAAACAAAGACUUGUUCAGGGACCUUGCUGUGUGUGAACUAGGGGGUGGCAUGACAUGCUUGGCUGGGCUCAUGGUCGCUGUUUGUGCAGAUGCCAAAGAGGUCUUGUUAACUGAUGGGAAUGAAAAGGCCAUCAAAAAUGUGGCCGACAUUAUCAGAAGGAACAAAAACACAGAAGUACUUAGAAGUCAAUUGAUAUCCAGCAGUGUUUUACGAUGGGAUAAUGAGACAGACGUCUGUCAACUGGAAGGACAUUUUGACAUUGUUAUGUGUGCCGACUGCCUGUUUCUGGAUCAGUACAGAGCCUGCCUGGUUGAUGCAAUAAAGAGAUUACUACAGCCCAGUGGAAAGGCAGUGGUAUUUGCCCCAUCAAGAGGGAAUACGUUAAACCAGUUUUGCAAUCUUGCAGAAGCAGCUGGAUUUUCUAUCCAAAGACAUGAAGAUUAUGAUGAGCACAUAUCCAACAUCCACUCCAAGCUAAAAGAAGAAGAAAACGCAGUUUAUGAUGAGAACAUCCACUAUCCUAUACUUGUUGUUCUUUCCAAGAUUACAUAGAGAAGAUCUUCCUUGUUUAAACACGCUCCUGAGCAACGAUUUAACCAUUUAUUUCAAACCACCUUUUCAGCAUGACACAACAACAAAUUUCUUUAAUAAAAUGAGUCCACAUUUUAGUAAUAUCUCUUCGGGGAUAACACUUUUUUUUUUUUUU
Messenger RNA from Spea bombifrons (plains spadefoot toad), 1207 nucleotides. RefSeq names its product calmodulin-lysine N-methyltransferase (gene CAMKMT). The coding region runs from base 76 to 1053 and encodes 325 amino acids. The record is from RefSeq and is a predicted model, not a curated record. Lineage: Eukaryota; Metazoa; Chordata; Amphibia; Anura; Pelobatidae. Gene Ontology annotation, cellular component: cytoplasm. Gene Ontology annotation, molecular function: calmodulin-lysine N-methyltransferase activity. The transcript is spliced from 11 exons.